GCAAUGCUUCUUCAUGGCUAUUCGCUCGAGUUUUUUGGUUCGCCGGCUGGAUGACCACUUCAUCGUGGAGUCUUAUGGUCCUCACCGCUUCAGCCGUCAAUUUGGCUAUUACCAAAUCGUACCCAGCAGCCUUACUCAGAACAUUCGAAGGACAUCUUUGGACGAAGGUCUCAACCUUUGGCGCAUGUGUUUGCUGCACAGAUCGCGAUCAAGGGCAUGUUUUCCACGAUCUUCUUUGGACAUGAAGAUACAUUAUUCAGUCGACUAUAAGACUUGGUGGGAUAGGACGUACAGAUUUUCUUUUGAAAACAAAAUCUCUUCUCCGGCUCAUAUCACUUUUAAAAGAAAAGAUCAGGAAGAAGCAAUCAACUCCAAAGAUGGAAAGAGGAAGGUCGUCUCUACCACCCUUAUAGCUGAUUCUGGUAGUAGCAAUUCUGAGCGUAAUUGGAAAAAGAAGAGAAUUGCGGGGUCCUCAAAACCGGCCGAGGGUCACGUUGAGGAAGAGCCAACUCUAGUGGAUGCCGAUGUGAACAAGGCUUUGAAAGAAGUGUUUGGAAAUAAUCUUGAGAAGGGCUCACCAAUCGACUGUGUAUCCAUUGAAUCCAAUAAAUCAAACGAGAUUCCUUGUCUUGCUAAACAAUCCCGCCCCCGACCAAUGCCAUCAUGUGGGGCGCCUUCCGAGUUCAAUGCCACACGCAUGAUCGAUGAUGAACUCAAGUCGUGCUGCAGGAUCAUCUGGGGAAAGCUUCGUGACAAGGUUGAGAGAACCAACGUCGAGUUUCUAUCGGCGCUUGAAGACGAGAUACGGAGUGGCAUUUCCCGUAUGAAGAUUAUUUGUGGUCUUGACCUUUUCAACCUUGAAGAUAGUAUUGAUGAACUAUUCUCCAAAGCCACCGCUUUUGAUAAAGUAAGGUCGGCUUCUCAUGAGAUCAAUGAAGGCCACACACUCAAAGUUCGAGAGGUCAAGGUUUGCCUUCAAGAGAAGUUUGCCAAAGAGAAGAAGGAUGCUGCGAAUUGUGAUGCUUUAAAAGCGGAUCUUGAUGAGUUGGAGAAACGCAAGAAAGAAUUGUUGGUGUCUUUGGAGCAGCGAAGCCUGAUACUUAAGACUACUCGUGGUGAGAUCAAGGUACUCAAGGAAGACCUGGCCAAGCUUGAAGAGGCUUCGAGAAAUGAUGAGGUCUUGAAGAAUUUGGAAGCCUUGAAGCUUUCACUAGAGUCUAUGCAGCAGAUUUUGAGAGAUCAAGACCCUUUUGCUUAGUAUAUUGCAUUUUUAUCAUUCCUCUUUUGAUGAUUCUCAUUUGGUUUGUCAUGGAUAUUUUGACAUCUUCUCCCAAUGCUUGUGCUUCUUUUGAUGACUUGAUUUCUUUGCUAUUUUGGAAUGAAACGUUUUUGGCUUCA
This is a messenger RNA of Salvia miltiorrhiza (redroot sage), 1398 nucleotides long. RefSeq lists its product as uncharacterized. Lineage: Eukaryota; Viridiplantae; Streptophyta; Magnoliopsida; Lamiales; Lamiaceae. The record is from RefSeq and is a predicted model, not a curated record. Bases 14 to 1258 code for a protein of 414 amino acids. The transcript has 2 exons.